Arctia plantaginis is the source of this 302-nucleotide messenger RNA. The record is from the annotation of a GenBank genome assembly. Lineage: Eukaryota; Metazoa; Arthropoda; Insecta; Lepidoptera; Erebidae.
UUUCAACAUGUCCGAGGAACAGGAGCAGGUCCGUUGUUCGUCCAGUGAGAGUGAGAACUUUGAGAAGAUCGAGUCAGAAAGAAGCUGGUCGGGAUGAAGGAAAAUCCAACGCUGACUUCACUGUUGGGGAGGAAUCAGAACAAGAACAUCCCGAAGAUGGUCCUUCUCACGAGGGAAGAGAUUCUUUUCCUAAUGCCCCUCCUCCAAAUAUCAGAAGAGUACUCACUGUAGCACAGCAGCUCGCUCUAGCGGAGAAACGGAGUAAACUUAGACGCCGGCCGGCGUUCAUACUGCUAGAUUAA